AUGGCAAACAAAAGCUUUUUCUCAGUAUUAAGCAAACGUUUAUAUAUCGAAAAAAAUAUACCUGAAGAUGAGGAGGAUAUUAAUGAUGUUUUUAAAUCACUCGAAGCUCCCAAACAGAUGGGUCGGACAGAAUUGGACUAUUUGAGAAUAAAAGGAUCUGUGCAUGUUAGAGGUGUUUUGGAACGUUGGGAAGAAAGGAUGAUGAAUAUUCGUGGAAACCGAAAAGAAAGGUGGAAGAAAUAUCUUGAAAAGAAUCCCAAACUAUUAGAAACUUUUCAGAAAUUUUGGAAGCAUCGUCAAAAUCAAACUAUUACUAUUGAUGUAAACUUUGUGGCAGGAGAAAUGCAUACAUUAUACAAAUGGGUGUCUGAAAGAAUACAUAGUGUCAAUGCACGAGGAGAUGUCGUAGAGUGGAGUAAAUCCGAUUUAGGAAAUGAAUGGAGUCAGGUGGUGGAAUAUAUGUGUAAAGAUCUUAACAUUAAAUAUGAAGUUUCCGGAAAUGAAAAUGAAACUGCUCCAUGA
Entrophospora candida is the source of this 522-nucleotide messenger RNA. The record is from the annotation of a GenBank genome assembly. Lineage: Eukaryota; Fungi; Glomeromycota; Glomeromycetes; Entrophosporales; Entrophosporaceae.